AUGUCGACGUCUUCAGCCGCGCCCGAGUCUUGGAUCACGAGCUUUUGCUCCCUGCUCGGGCACGAAUAUUUCGCAGAGGUGUCUGAGGACUUCAUCGAAGAUGACUUCAACUUGACUGGCUUACAGACGCAAGUGGACAUGUACAAGGAGGCUUUAGAGAUGAUUCUCGAUGUUGAACCCGAAGAAGACGACGAAGAUCUCGACGAAGAUGAGGAAGACUACGACAACGAAUCCACCAUGGAGCAUGGCUCUCGAUAUGGCAACGAGAGAAGACAUCACGCCAGAAUUGCUAGCGACCUCACUGUCAUCGAAUCCUCUGCCGAGCUGCUGUACGGUCUCAUUCACCAGCGAUUUAUCUGCUCACGGGUCGGCAUACAACAAAUGAGUGAAAAGUACGAGCUCGGACAUUUUGGCUCCUGCCCUCGCACGCAUUGUGAACAAUCGCGCACUCUCCCUGUUGGUCUGUCUGAUAUCCCUGGCGAGGACACAGUCAAGCUCUUCUGCCCCGCCUGUCUGGACGUUUAUGUUCCUCCCAACAGCCGCUUCCAAACCGUCGAUGGAGCUUUCUUUGGCCGCACUUUUGGCGCCCUUUUCCUCAUGACUUUUCCAGAAUAUGACUUGACGCGACGUGGCUCAGAAGCGUUGAGCUCGAUCAACACUCGCCUUUCAGCUGCCGAGGGAGGAGAGAUCGUCAACGGCAUGUAUGCCAAGAACAUUGCCCCUGGUCUUGGUCCCGGCCGUAUUUAUGAGCCCAAGAUCUACGGCUUCAAGGUAUCGGAGCGGGCUCGCACAGGUCCGCGCAUGCGCUGGCUAAGAGAACGGCCUGCCGAUGUAACCGAAUUGGACGAGGCUCGGCUGUACCGGGAAUCGCACCCAGACUCGGACGACGACGAGGACAACUUCACUACCCGCGCUCCUGUGCGUAGACGACCACCAGGCAACGAGCGUCUCCGUCAAAGGCAGAAUCAGAACCAGAACGGUAGCCCCAUGGCAAUGUCAACCAAUGGCGCUGAAUCUGAGCUGUAG
Molecule: messenger RNA, 1026 nt
Organism: Beauveria bassiana ARSEF 2860
Lineage: Eukaryota; Fungi; Ascomycota; Sordariomycetes; Hypocreales; Cordycipitaceae
Product: casein kinase II regulatory subunit
Exons: 2
Coding region: 1-1026 (341 amino acids)
Cellular component (GO): cytoplasm; protein kinase CK2 complex
Molecular function (GO): protein kinase regulator activity
Source: RefSeq, a predicted model, not a curated record